Messenger RNA from Elephantulus edwardii (Cape elephant shrew), 1201 nucleotides. It is a transcript of the gene SEC62, whose product is annotated as SEC62 homolog (S. cerevisiae). The record is from RefSeq and is a predicted model, not a curated record. Gene Ontology annotation, biological process: post-translational protein targeting to membrane, translocation. Gene Ontology annotation, cellular component: endoplasmic reticulum membrane; endoplasmic reticulum. NCBI's taxonomy places the organism in Eukaryota, Metazoa, Chordata, Mammalia, Macroscelidea, Macroscelididae. The transcript is spliced from 7 exons. The coding region runs from base 76 to 1164 and encodes 362 amino acids.
GUUGGUGAACCAUCUAAAGAAGAAAAAGCUGUUGCCAAGUAUCUUCGAUUCAACUGUCCAACAAAGUCUACCAAUAUGAUGGGUCAUAGAGUUGAUUAUUUUAUUGCUUCAAAAGCAGUGGAUUGCCUUUUGGAUUCAAAGUGGGCAAAGGCCAAGAAAGGAGAAGAAGCCUUAUUUACAACCCGAGAGUCUGUGGUUGACUACUGCAACAGGCUGUUAAAGAAGCAGUUUUUUCAUCGGGCUUUGAAAGUAAUGAAAAUGAAGUAUGAUAAAGAUGUAAAGAAAGAAAAAGAGAAAGGGAAAACUGAGAGUGGAAAAGAAGAAGAUAAGAAGAGCAAGAAAGAAAAUGUCAAGGAUGAAAAGAUGAAGAAGGAGAAAGAGAAGAAGAAGGAUGGUGAAAAGGAAGAAUCCAAGAAGGAAGAAACUCCAGGAACUCCCAAAAAAAAGGAAACUAAGAAAAAAUUCAAGCUUGAACCGCAUGAUGAUCAAGUUUUUCUAGAUGGAAAUGAGGUAUUUGUUUGGAUCUAUGACCCAGUUCACUUCAAAACGUUUGUCAUGGGAUUAAUUCUUGUGAUUGCGGUGAUAGCAGCCACCCUCUUCCCGCUCUGGCCAGCAGAAAUGAGAGUGGGUGUUUAUUAUCUCAGCGUGGGGGCAGGCUGUUUUGUAGCCAGCAUUCUUCUUCUUGCUGUUGCUCGUUGCAUUCUCUUUCUCAUCAUUUGGCUCAUAACUGGAGGAAGGCACCACUUUUGGUUCUUGCCAAAUCUUACUGCUGAUGUGGGCUUCAUUGAUUCCUUCAGACCUCUGUACACACACGAAUACAAAGGACCAAAAGCAGACUUAAAGAAAGAUGAGAAGUCUGAAGCCAAAAAGCAGCAGAAGUCCGACAGUGAGGAGAAAUCAGACAGUGAGAAAAAAGAAGAGGAAGAGGGAAAGGUCGGACAAGGAACUAAUGGGACAGAAGGUCCAGGAGGGGAACGACAUUCAGACACAGACAGUGACAGGAGGGAGGAUGACCGGUCCCAGCACAGUAGUGGGAACGGGAAUGAUUUUGAGAUGAUAACAAAAGAGGAACUGGAGCAGCAGACAGAUGGGGAUUGUGAAGAGGAAGAGGAGGAGGACAGCAAGGAUGGAGAAACAGCUCACCUGUCACAGGAAAAAUCAUAAACUUGCUGUCGUUUGGGGACUGGAUAAGUGCAAGAGG